Ilex paraguariensis (yerba mate) is the source of this 1207-nucleotide messenger RNA. NCBI's taxonomy places the organism in Eukaryota, Viridiplantae, Streptophyta, Magnoliopsida, Aquifoliales, Aquifoliaceae. The record is from the annotation of a GenBank genome assembly.
CAAAUUGCUUCUGAUGAGAGAUUGAGAGAGAGACAGAGACAGAGAGAUGGGGAGAAGGAAAAGAACGGAGAUCCCAGAAACCCAAAUCCAUGGAGGAGUGGAUAGAGAUGCAGAAAGAGAGAGAGAAUCAGAAGUAGGGACAGAGAAAGAGAAGGGGGGAAAGUUCUUCGCAUGCUAUCUGCUGACUUCUCUCAGCCCCAGGCACCAGGGCCACACUUACAUCGGAUUCACAGUGAAUCCGCGGCGUAGAAUUAGGCAGCAUAACGGGGAAAUGAGGUCCGGUGCCUGGAGGACCAAGAGCAAGCGCCCUUGGGAAAUGGUAUUGUGCAUAUAUGGCUUCCCUACCAAUGUAGCUGCUCUUCAGCUUGAGUGGGCCUGGCAACACCCAGUAGAAUCACUGGCUGUAAGGAAGGCAGCCGCAACAUUUAAGUCUCUCUCAGGACUUGCCAAUAAGAUUAAAUUGGCUUACACAAUGCUUACCCUUCCAUCCUGGCAGAGCUUGAAGCUGACAAUAAAUUUUUUCUCAACGAAAUACCAAAAGCAUACUUCGGGUUGUCCAAGUUUACCAGAGCACAUGAAGGUCCAAAUUUGUUCCAUGGAUGAGCUUCCAUGUUACACAGGAGGUGAUUGGAAUGCCUGUGAAAAAGAUGAGUGGGAUGAUGAUGAAGAAUGUGAUGAAACUGGUGGAUUCCAGCGAUCAACAACAGAAGGAUCAGUGCAUCCAACAAAUCAUAAUUCUGCAGAUACUUUUAAUGGCAUUGAAGAAAGUACUUGUCAACCAAUCGGAUGGAUGGAAGAAAGUGGAGACGAACAAACUAGAGGGAUAGAAGAAUUUGGUGCGAGGCUGCCAAGGGACUCAUCCAGUAGAAUGAAAGAGCUUCGACAGCCAUUUUGUCUCAACAAGUCCCCUGUGAGAGCAUUAUUAUCAUCUGAACAUAUCACAAUAGAAAUUGAAGAUACGUUCAGAUUGAUUGAAGAGCAUGGUUUUGAAAUGAAACCGCCCGCUGCAAAACAUUUGACCACUAAAAUAGCUGCAGAAAAAAGUCAGCAUUUGAUAAAGAGUUAUAUUGCAUCAUCUGAAGUUGAAAUCAUAGAUGUGUUUACUCCUUCGCCUGCCAACAAAAUCAUCUCAAGCAGCAAGAAGAGAAGAUUCUCUACUUUUUGUCCCGAAAUCAUUGAUUUGACCAAGUCACCCAUUUUUGUUUAA